Messenger RNA from Ochlerotatus camptorhynchus, 1176 nucleotides. RefSeq names its product transmembrane protein 231. Bases 16 to 1143 code for a protein of 375 amino acids. Gene Ontology annotation, cellular component: ciliary membrane; ciliary transition zone. Lineage: Eukaryota; Metazoa; Arthropoda; Insecta; Diptera; Culicidae. The transcript has 3 exons. The record is from RefSeq and is a predicted model, not a curated record. Gene Ontology annotation, biological process: regulation of protein localization; cilium assembly.
ACACGCGCGUGCGCAAUGGAACACGUGCGACCGCUCCACUCGUCGCUAUGGCAACCCAAUGAUUCAAACAGUUUGUUCGUCUUGAUGUCAGCCCUCCCAAAAAAAAAAACAAACAGUCCGAAAGAUCUAAAAGCCACCGCAAUAAUCAUGCAGCUCUUCAAUCUGCACAGGAAAUCAAUUUACGUUCUCUACCAGAACCAUUUGUGCUCGUUUUCAACACUGACAAUCACGGUGGUAGUGCUGCUCUCGUUGAUCCUCCCCUACUACGUCAUAUCGUUCAUCAACCCCGGUGCGCUGUGGGAUCGCUAUCGACUGGUCUACGAACAGCCCGAAGUGCACUUCAACUAUCGGUACCUCUUCCUGGCGGAAGUAGAUCGCACCGAAGCGGCAAGUGUAAGCCGGCAUCUGAUCACAUGCAGCUCGUUUGAAUCGUACAACGAGCUAACUGAGCAACGGCAGGAUUGCAGUGCCAUCAAGGUAACAGCGGACGAUGGCAACAUAGAUGGCAAAAUAGAUAGGCUAAGUGCAUCCGUUGCGUUCAAUCUACCCGACGAUUCACUGGGGUUGGUGUUUUACACAUUCUAUUUCUUCUUGGACGUGCAGGUUAAGAGCAAUUGUCACUUUUCCAUCCCUGCCCUAAUCGCCCUGAACAAACAAAUCGCACCAACCCAACCAUUCGCAUCCGGUACAAUUACCCACCUCGGUCAUCUCAGGGCGAGCCAAACGGCCUCGCUGCAAUGUCCAUUCCCGAUGCGUAGCAUCAAAUCGCACUUCAGUCACAAUUACUACCCUCAUGAAAACUACACCUCGGUUGAGGAAUUCCUCCCGGAAUCGAUCCUGCAUCAAAUCGAGUCAUCGAACGCCGCUUACUUCGAGUUUGAUCAGCAACGCUCCCGGUGGACACGGGAUGGAAGUGGUGACAUCGAAAUCACGAUUGAACUGCUGAUCGGUGGAGAGGACUGCCCGCGCACUGCUCUUCUGUAUAAUGCUUCCCUCUGGCAAAAGGGGGCUCAAUUCUGGAUCCAGUACUUCUCGGUGCUAAUCGUGUUCCUGUGGAUUGCCGAUAAGCUCAAGGAUUGGCUGUUUGAAAGUUACAUGAUCCGAGCGAUGGAGGUUGUACCAUGGAAGCAGAAAGGGAUGUAGCUUUCGAAACAUAGAACUUGAGAACUAAAUCAC